AGGGACUUAGAAGCCAGCAUUCCAGUUUCUUCACACACAGUAGCAGAAAAAGCAUCAUCUCCUAAAGAUGUCUGAACCUACAAUAAUAAUGGACUCUGAUAUGGACGCUAAUAGCCUGGAUGCUAUGAAAAACGAGGAAGAACUCAUGUGGGAGAAUAUAGAAUGCAAUCGACAUAUGCUAAGUAGGUACAUACAUCCGGGAAAGAUAACGCCAUACCUACGGCAGUGUAAGGUCAUCGACGAACAGGAUGAAGAUGAGGUGCUCAACUCGCUCCGAUUUACAUAUAAGGCUCAAAGAGCAGGUCACUUACUGGACAUCCUUCAUACCAAAGGUCAGAGAGGCUAUGUCGUUUUUCUUGAAAGUUUGGAAUUCUACUACCCUGAAUUGUACAAACUUGUAACAGGAAAGGAACCUACCCGUAGGUUUUCAACUAUUGUAGUUGAAGAAGGACAUGAAGGCCUUACACAGUUCUUGAUGAACGAAGUUAUCAAAUUGCAGCAGCAGAUAAAAGUGAAGGAUGCACAGAGAUGUGAGCUUCUGAGCAAGCAAGAACAGUUCGAGAAUGAGAAAAAACAACUAAAGCUGGCCAACCGUGAGCUGCUAACAUUCCAGGAAAGGUACAACAAGAUGAAAGAGGAAAGGAACAAUUAUAAUGACGAACUCAUCAAAGUGAAAGAUGACAACUACAACCUCGCCAUGAGGUAUGCCCAGCUCAGUGAAGAGAAGAACAUGGCCGUCAUGAGAAGUCGAGACCUGCAGCUUGAGAUUGACCAGCUAAAACACAGACUAAAUAAAGUGGAAGAAGAAUGCAAGCUGGAAAGGAACCAGUCGCUUAAACUCAAAAAUGACAUGGAGAAUCGGCCCAGAAAAGAGCAGGUGUUAGAACUGGAGAAAGAGAAUGAGAUACUGAAAACCAAAAUACAGGAAUUACAGUCCAUUAUACAGGCUGGAAAGCGUUGUUUGCCUGAUUCAGAUAAGGCCAUUCUUGACAUUCUAGAACAUGACCGCCAGGAAGCACUUGAAGAUCGUCAGGAGCUUGUUAAUAAAAUGUACAAUCUACAUGAAGAAAUGCGCCAAGUGGAGGAGUUAAGAGACAAGUACCUAGAGGAAAAAGAAGACUUGGAGUUGAAAUGCUCAACCCUGAUCAAAGAUUGUGAAAUGUACAAACACCGGAUGAACACUAUCAUGAUACAGCUGGAGGAGGUUGAGAAGGAGCGAGACCAGGCCUUCCGAUCUCGUGAUGAGGCACAGACACAGUAUUCUCAGUGUCUUCUAGAAAAAGACAAAUACAGGAAGCAGAUCCGUGAACUAGAAGAGAAAAAUGAUGAACUGAAUAUAGAGCUGGUGAGAAAGGAAGCUAAGAUUGUCAACUUGGAGUCCAAAAUACGUCGCCUUUCCAAGGACAGUAACUGUCUUGACCAGACUCUUCCUCGUGACCUUCCAGUAACUAUUAUUUCUCAGACUCUGGAACGACAGAAGCAUAAUCGACCAGAAGCUGAGGAUUCUUCAUAUUCUGAGGAGUCUCCAGAGGAUAACGACUUCUUCAAUUAUCAUGAUCCUCAGAAACUAAAAAGAAGAAGACCUAAUCUAAAAGGGAUCGGGUUGACCAGAGCGAAGUCUCCAAUAAAUGCUAACAAAGCACCAGAUUUUCAAGAAUGCGCAGGGGAAGAGCCUCCAGAAUACGCUACGAAUCGACCAGAUGUUAAUACAAUGAAGAGUAACUCCCUUGGCCGCUCCUUCACACCUAUCAGUGCAGACAUAGUGGACAAAGCUCAAACUCUGAGAAAUCGCAACUACAGUAUUAUGUCGACAACAGCAGAACCCCCUGCACAAGACUCCAUUGUACGACGGUGCAAAGAGGACGCACCACAUCGGAGUUUCACAGAAGAUGACAGUGAUAGCAUAGACAUGGAUGGUGAUGAAUGUCAAGAGAGAUUCUUCUGUGGACCUCCUUCUAUCCAUUCCUCUUCCUCAUCCCAUCAGUCUGAAGGUCUGGAUGCCUAUGACCUAGAUCAGGUCACCUCCUUCUUCCGGAAGUUCUCACUGGAGAGGCCCUUUCGUCCCUCUGUUACAUCCGUUAGACGAAUUGCUAGCACAUCCAAGCCAGUACAGUCCACCAUGUUAAAUGGAGAUGCCCUUAUGGAACAGAUUUCCUUAGUAGGUGGCAACAACCGAGGUAUUUUUAUCAAGUCAGUACAGCCGGGAUCAGCAGCAGAGCUUGCAGGCCUGAAGGAGGGGCAGCAAUUACUACUGCUUGAAGGAUACAUCAAAGGUGAGCUUCAGAACAUUCCCUUAGAUAGCUGCACAAAGGAGGAGGCACACUGGACAAUACAGAGAUGCAAUGGAACAGUCAUUCUGCACUAUAAAUCAAAUCUGGAGGCAUACAGGAGAUUAGUGAAGGACCUGGAAGAGGGAACUGUCAUGUCUGGAGAUUCAUUUUACAUCCGGCUGAAUCUGAAUAUCUCUGGUCAGUCAGACAGCUGUUCGACAUCUGUGCGAUGUGAUGACAUAGUGCAUGUGCUCGAUACAAUGUACCAGGGGAAGUGUGAGUGGCUUUGUGCACGAGUCGACCCCUUUACAAACAAAGACCUAGAAAAGGGAACCAUUCCCAGUUACAGCAGAGCACAGCAGUUACUUUUGGUGAAACUUCAACGUUUAAUGUACCGGGGAAGUCGAGAUGAAACAGACCUUCAAAACAACACCCUUCGAGCAAUCAGGAACACACUACAGCCUGAAGAGACCUCACCUAUCUCUGAUCAGAAGUCAAGCCCUCGACUCUCUAAAGCAAGCCUCUUCUUUGGACAGAUACUUCAGUUUGUUAGAACUGACAACAAAUACAAGCGAAUGAAUAGCAAUGAAAGGGUGCGGCUUGUUCCGGGGUCUUCCUUUAGUUUAACUCGAUCUGCCUUUGAACUCUUCAAAGCAUCUCCAGAUAAACAAGAAGAUGUGGAUUCAGAGAACCUCAGCAAAAGUCUUAAUCUGAUCCCUUAUAGUUUGGUCCUUCCAUAUCAGUGUCAGCGCAAGAGACCUGUCCUUCUGUCUCCCACAGUGUUGGCCAAGUUUCUUGUACAGAAGCUUCUUAACUCAGGAGGUGCUAUGGAAUUUAACAUGUGCAAACCAGAUAUUUUAACAAAGGAGGAAUUUUGUCAAAGACAGAAAAUUGAGCCAAUAAUCUACUCUCUAGAGAGAAACCCAAAUACGUUUGAAUGUAUUGCACCCUCCAAUGUGGAGGCCGUUACUGCAAAGAGUAAGCACUGUUUACUUGAAACUGGACUCGCAUGUGUCAGGGAUCUAAUCAAAAGAGAAUUGUACCCAAUAAUAAUUUUUGUCAAGGUCUGUGAGAGGAACAACAGGAAAUUCAGGAAAGUCCUUAAGAAACCUGACACAGAGGAGGAGUUUCUGAAAGUUUGCCGGCAAAAUGAAAAGGAACUAGAAACACUGCCUUGCCUGUAUAGUUUGGUUGAAGUAGAGGCAUGGGGUAGCAUAGAAGAGCUUGUCAAAAUUAUCAAAGAGAAGAUUUUUGAGGAGCAGAGAAAAACAUUCUGGGUUGAUGAAGAUCAGCUUUGAAUAACCAACAAACAAAAUAGAUGGGGAACCUGAAAACUGACUUGUAAAGUAAAAAUGAAUCCUUUUUUCAUUCAGCAGAGGUGUCUGGAGAUUAGGAUUAUCUAUCACACAUAUGAUUGUGGUCUGCAAGGAAAAAGCAAACAGUAUGCACGGACUCUUCUUCUUCUUUUGGCUUUUCCCGGUUAGGGGUCACCGCAGCAGAUCAUCUGUCUGCUCAUGAUUGGCAGUGGAGUUUUAUGGUGUUGAGUUGC
Molecule: messenger RNA, 3819 nt
Organism: Protopterus annectens (West African lungfish)
Lineage: Eukaryota; Metazoa; Chordata; Ceratodontiformes; Protopteridae
Gene: CARD11
Product: caspase recruitment domain family member 11
Exons: 24
Coding region: 68-3568 (1166 amino acids)
Biological process (GO): regulation of apoptotic process; positive regulation of canonical NF-kappaB signal transduction
Molecular function (GO): protein binding
Source: RefSeq, a predicted model, not a curated record